GUUCUUGACAGAUUCGACUUCAGAUUGAGAGAAUUCAAGAUGGCUGCUACAGGUUCUAAGUAAAGAGCCAACUCCUCUGGACCCCACUGUGCAUGAAGCUGUCCUGAGGUUGCAGUGUUGCAGUGCAAGUACUACAUCCCCAAGCUCCUCUUGCCUCUCAUCAUGUCCUCCACCUCUUCCUCCUAUUCCUCCUCGGGGGAAACUAGUCCGGAGGAUGUACCCCGAGGUGGGGGCACCAUCCGAGUCUACCUCCCCAACAAACAGAGGACAGUGGUGAAUGUUCGCCAAGGACAGACUGUGCAUGAGAGUCUAGACAAAGCGCUCAAAGUGAGAGGCCUAAGCCAAGACUGCUGUGCUGUAUUCCGCCUUCUAGAAGGUCGUAAGAGACUGACAGACUGGGACACAGACAUCACUCCUCUGGUUGGAGAAGAGCUUUUAGUCGAGGUCCUGGAUGAUAUUCCCCUCACCAUGCACAAUUUUGUACGGAAAACCUUCUUCAAGCUAGCUUAUUGUGAUUUUUGCCACAAGUUUCUUUUUAAUGGCUUCAGAUGUCAGACAUGUGGCUACAAAUUUCACCAGCACUGUAGUAGCAAGGUCCCUACUGUGUGUGUGGAUAUGGAUACUGUGAGCAAACGGUGUGAUCCUAAUCCUUGCGCAGAUGAGUACCCACAGAUAAUAUUGCCAGAAAAUUCCCCAUCACAGAGCAACCUAGCCUUAACCCCAGAGCCUGCUGGGAUGGACCUCUUGUCCCCAACCCCAGCCUUUCGCUUCCCCAUGCCUGGUGGAGAUUGCCAGUCUCUACAGAGGCAUCGCUCCACCUCCACUCCCAAUGUUCAUAUGGUCAGCACAGUGGGCCCUGUUGGUGCCAGCAUCAUAGAGGAAGUGCUAAAAUUCAACAACACAAUGGGUCCUGAGCCCUCACCGAAGCCCUCCACCAGCCCACCCUCUUCUCUCGGCUCUCCAGGUCGGAGACCACCAAAGUCCCCUUCAGAGCACAAGGAGCGCAAGCCCUCCUCAUCUGAUGACAAAAAGAAAGUGCACCGAGGGGGCUACAGAGACUCAAGUUACUACUGGGAGGUCCACUCUCGAGAAGUCACCAUUCAGAAGAGAAUAGGUGCUGGCUCCUUUGGAACGGUCUUUAAGGGGAAGUGGCACGGAGACGUGGCAAUCAAGAUCCUUAAAGUCACCGAGCCAACACCUGAGCAGUUACAGGCCUUCAAAAAUGAAAUGCAGGUCUUACGGAAGACCCGACACGUCAACAUCCUGCUGUUCAUGGGCUACAUGACUAAGCCCAACUUUGCCAUCAUCACACAGUGGUGUGAAGGAAGCAGCCUGUAUCGCCAUCUGCAUGUCACAGAAACCAAGUUUGACACUAUGCGGCGCAUUGAUGUGGCUAGACAGACCGCACAGGGCAUGGAUUAUCUUCAUGCGAAGAACAUAAUUCAUCGAGACCUGAAAUCAAACAAUAUUUUUCUCCAUGAGGGCUGGACUGUUAAGAUUGGUGACUUUGGCUUGGCCACAGUGAAGUCUCGGUGGAGCGGCUCUCAACAGGUGGAACAGCCUAGUGGAUCCAUUCUCUGGAUGGCUCCUGAGGUAAUCCGAAUGCAGGACAGCAACCCAUAUACGUUCCAGUCUGAUGUAUACGGCUACGGAGUAGUGCUGUUCGAGCUGAUGUCAGGGACCUUGCCUUACUCCAAUAUCAACAACAGAGACCAGAUAAUCUUUAUGGUUGGACGUGGUUACUUGUCUCCGGACCUCAGUAAGCUGUAUAGUACCUCACCUAAGUCAAUGAAAAGGCUUAUCAUUGACUGCCUGAAGUUCAAACGUGACGAGAGGCCCCUGUUUCCACAGAUUCUGGUGGCCAUUGAGCAGGUGCAAGACCUGCUGCCAAAAAUCGAGCGGAGUCGUUCAGAGCCAUCCCUCCAUCGGGCCGUCCACGCUGAGGACCUGAAUCCCCUCCUGUUCCACACCACCAGGCUGAUGCCCCUCUAAGCUUCCUGCAUCACUGGGCAGAGAUGCUGUCACCCUGUCCAAAACCACAGCAUUCAUAUGCCUCAGAGAGGCCACAGCUGGCUGUCCUGACAGACCAUGACCCCAAAUCACUCUCUGCCCCUGCAAAGCUCUGGAGCUUCACCACUCAGCGCAAAACUCAGUAACAAACUGCAGAAAUAACCUUAACAUGUUGCUUAGUGGGAUAGUGAAUGUUCUUUUCCUUUAUACAAGUGACAGAGAUCUGCUCAUUAAGUGAAAGAAUGGUCUACUGUAUCUAAAAGUACGUUAAAAUGCCUCUGAUCAGGUUUGGUGCAGGUCACCUGAUUAGCUUACAUACUUCAAAAGCUCAGUCGUCAUGCGCCCCUUUCAGUCUAAUGCAAUGUCAAUGAGGCCAGAGAUCUGAGAUGUGAAGCUAGGGGUUUGAAAGCAGACUGAGUGCCUGUUUAAGAGUUUUUUUGAAAAAAGACAGGCCAUUUUGUCUCAAUGGAAACCUUCAGUAUUUACUGGUUUUACAGAUAUUUCACAAAUACAUUGGUGCACAAGCAAUAUAUUUAACCACAACAAAGGAACCAACAUGAGGAAGCAGAGUAAGAUCAUGCUUAGACUUUUAGAAACCUAUGAUAGGUGGACAACUUCAUACACUGAACCAUGCAAAAAGAUUUAGUAAAAAAAAAAAAAAUUAAAAAUACCAAUCUUGGUGAAACUCUCUGCACAUACAGUGAAAGGCUUGAAAAACAGUAAAGUGGUGGAUCUUGGCAAAUCAAAAUGACCUUGUCUUCCGACACUCAUCUCGUAUAACUCAUCUUGUAUGGAUAGAUGUAAUCAAGCAGGCACUCCAUUGUCUUUCAAAUCACCAAGUUAAUUUUGAAUUUGAUUUUCCAUUGAUGUUGUAGUGGACUACUAAAAAGUCAGAUACCAAAAGAACAUUGGACCUGUGGAAGUUGAACGGCUGACUUGGCAGGACCUGGUAAAAUUGGCUGUAGAUCCAAAUCAACACAUAUGUCUAUUACCACAAUGGUUUAGAGGGGUAGAGAUAUGCAUUCUAAUUCACUUUAUUGCUAUUUAGUCUUAAAACCUUAUUGAUUGGGAACAAUACAACAGGCCAAGUUUAACUGGUUUCAGUAAUUUCCUUUUAAAGUAACUAAAAACAAAAAAACACAAUAAUGCUCUAUUUUAACAUGCUAUCAAUUCCUGGAACAAAUUGAUUCCAUGUAACUUGUAAUGUUAUUUACCUAACUCCACUGGAGUUUUUUUCAGCUUUUGUAAGAAGUUCAGACUGAUUACAGAAUUAAGUUCUUAGGACCAAUAUACUUGCAGUGUAUACAAGAGGAUCAUUCUGAUAUUCAGCAUUUCCAAGUCAAAAUAUUACAUGUUUUCAAAGUAUUCCCAUACAUUUUAUUUUUGCCAGUGGAGGAAAAACUUUUUAAAACAUCAGUUAGAUCGUCACGGGACUCUUAACACCAUUAACACCAUAUUAGGAUGUUGAUACGAUUAUUAGGAAAGUUCAGAUUAGGGAUUCUCGGUAGUCCUCUACCUUGGUCUUUACUAAUUCUAUUACUUAAAACUCCCACAUUUCAGACAUUUGUAGUUCUGACAGGUUGAUAUGUAAUCUUGUGUCAAAUCAGUUCUGUUUGUUAAUCCACCCCCCAACACAGUGAUAUUUACAUAUUUACACAAAAGGCACACACCUUACAGCUCUCAUUCGAGAACAGUGUCAAAUUGAAGCAACUCUUACGGGACAUGAAGCUCUAAAGGCUUUUUAUUCCUGAGGUUCCUUUUCAUUAGUUUAAAAUCAGAAUGUCAUUAUGCUCCAGAUUGCAGGAUUGCAGAUGAGAUGGCUUUUACUUAUGUUGUUGCCUACAUGAUUGUAAUUCUAGCCUAAUUAGAAAUUGACAGAUCUUGGUAAGAUGCAGUCUUAAUGUAAAUGGUUAGUUGUAUUGCUGCUAUAUUUAGUAAGUAUUUUUCUAAACCUAAAAGAUGAGACACACUUGGACUGGAGUCCACAGCCCCAGCACACAGCUUCAAUAAGUCUUUUGCAGUCCUGUCUUAAAAUUUAUUCUUAACGCUUUCAAAUGUGGCACCAUGGAUUAGCUACUAUAUUUCACGCAUACGUGCCCCCACACAUACAGUUAAAGUAGUACUGUGGUUGUUGGGGAUGCAUUAACACUGUGACUAACAUGGUAAUUGGUUGCUUCGGUUUGGAUGCACUGUGGGAGGUGUGAGAAGUUUAAAUAAUGAUUAAGCUUCAAAUGAACUAGGCAAUUUCUUUCACCCACAGUGCAAGAAAUUGUUUUAGACUUGAGUACCAUUCAUCCAUCAGUGUUUAGACUGAACUCCAGAGUAAUGCAAGCAUUUGCAAGUCAUUAGCUUUGGGUUAUUCCAUACGUAGUUUUUUCAAUCAACAGUUGUAGAUGACCAGUAAACUGAAGUGGCUGUAGUUGUCAUCGUCCAAAUCUUUUUUAAUUUUUAUUGUUUUAUUUUUUAAAUUUACCUGGCAGAGCUGUAGCUGCGAAAUUGGGUUUGUAGGGAAACAGGGAAAUGUGUCGAUAGCUAGGAUGGCAAAUUGAUUCAGUGUUUCCCUGCCCUCCCUGUGAGUGUUUCAUGGCCAAGCUUCUCCAUUCAUACUCUGUACACCUUUUCCUGUUUUCACCUCUGGAAAAGAAUGAGUGAACCAAGCAGUGACCUGUUUAUCAUGUUGCUCACAGUGUUAUCUCUAGGUUAGCCCAGGAACAAGUUGAUAUUGUCUUUUGACUAACAUAGUAAAUGGAAUCAGUUUUUUUCAUUUCUUGGGGUUUGUUUUGUUCAAGAUUCCAUUUGACCCCUUGGGCAAUGCAUCGGCUGUAAUCCUCUAAAGUAUUACACCUGAUGCAAUAAAUUUCCAAUAAAUGUGGAUGUAUAAUAACUAUAGAUGAAAGGAUUGAAACAAGCUGCUUACAUAACUAUAAGACAAGGUCAAAAUAAAGGCUACAGCUGCAUAAAGACCUUCCUAAGUAAUGAUGGGGGAACUGCGGUGAUGUGUGGUGCCUUCUGGCACGGUUGUAUUUUAGAGGUCAGUGUGUCUGCUGCAUUAUGAGCAUGGUUUGACAAUGAGAAGGCCUCCGGAUUCAGCUAACAUUACUGUGUGACAACCUGUGCCUUGUUGAUCGGGGCAUAAACUUUUGUGAAACACUGCUCCCAUUAAGAGAAAAAUGCAUCAUGGGAUUUAAGUUAUCACAGGGAAUAGUUAGCAGUUUGGCGCACAGGCUGAGCCCUUCCAUGGAUUAUAAAACUAAUACCAUGCAAAAGUACUAUACACCAAUGCUGAACCAUCAAAAGUGUACAUGGGGGAGAACUUGCUGAACUAUGCCUGGAGCUUCUUUUUCUCUCAGCUUCUUUGAUCUCUGACACUCGUGGGAAGUACUGUAUUUCUAGAAAGCUUUUCUGUUGUGGAAAAAUAAUUCCACUUGGGCUUCAACAGAAUAUAGUAAAAGAACCUGCUUUGUUUUCUCAGAAAUGCUUUACGUAGAAACAGAAAGAGAAACUCAACUUCUCCUUCAGCCAGACAGUUGACAGUAUGCUAUCAGUAGCAUCCGCAGAGGAGUGCUUUCAGCUUCAGUAAAAGUUCUGUCAAUAAAUUCAUACCUGAUAGCCCACCAGUCCGUACAGUCAGACUUCUGUGCUGUUGACCAGGGUCUGAUUCCACUUGCUCAAGGACAAAUUGGUAGUACUAAGCAGUUAGGUUUCAAUCCAAGUAAUUUUAGGUUUACUGUUUGAGUGGAAAUGGUUCAUUUUGGGGAAGUAAACAAUACAUGGAAGUAGAAACAGAGAAUGAAAAUAGUUUCUUUGGCUUAUCAAAGUUUGCCCAGCUGUCAUGGAAUCGUGAAUGUUCAGAUCUCCCAUUUUUUCUUUGCUCUUGAAGGACUUCUUGUGCUGGUGGAGACUCACAGUUGAUUCUUGACCUUUAGAAACAGCAGUAUUGAAAAAUAAUCUUACCCCAAGGUUCAUUAAGUAGCUGUUUUGAAGCUUGGAAACUCCAUUUGCUAAAGUAGAUUGUGUGGUAUGAUUGAAAGCCAAGGAGCAGCGACUAAAAAGACCUUGUGUUGAGAUUGUUUUCUCAACUGAUGAAAAACUGUUUAUUUUUGUUAAUAGCAGUUGAAUAUUGUUUGUCCAGUUUUGGCUGAAAUGAAUCUCGGCUUCUGGCCAUGGUAUCCACUGAAACUCCAUUAAUCCCAUUGAGACACUUUAUUGUAGGCCAUUGAACAGCCAACAUUGCCUCUUUUUUUGGCUUGAUGGUUGCGUGGAAACAUACUGAGUGACGAAAGAGCCACACCUUCCUGUAGUCUCAACUCUUUCAGGAUUUUCAAAAAGAGCCCUUACACAGACAUUUUUUUCUCUAGAUGUUUUAAUUUCCAUAGCACUUUCCUGUUUUUGACUGGUCUUUUUCUUAAAUUUAAAAGUAACGA
Messenger RNA from Xiphias gladius (swordfish), 6434 nucleotides. RefSeq names its product A-Raf proto-oncogene, serine/threonine kinase (gene araf). Gene Ontology annotation, cellular component: mitochondrion; cytosol. Gene Ontology annotation, molecular function: ATP binding; protein kinase activity. The transcript is spliced from 16 exons. Bases 163 to 1992 code for a protein of 609 amino acids. Gene Ontology annotation, biological process: protein phosphorylation; signal transduction. NCBI's taxonomy places the organism in Eukaryota, Metazoa, Chordata, Actinopteri, Istiophoriformes, Xiphiidae. The record is from RefSeq and is a predicted model, not a curated record.